Lodderomyces orthopsilosis Co 90-125 is the source of this 1917-nucleotide messenger RNA. RefSeq lists its product as uncharacterized. The transcript has a single exon. Lineage: Eukaryota; Fungi; Ascomycota; Pichiomycetes; Serinales; Debaryomycetaceae. Gene Ontology annotation, cellular component: endoplasmic reticulum. The record is from RefSeq and is a predicted model, not a curated record. The coding region runs from base 1 to 1917 and encodes 638 amino acids. Gene Ontology annotation, molecular function: ubiquitin binding.
AUGUCAAGUUCAGAUAAUCAAGAAGUUAUUAGUCAAUUCAAGAUAAUAGCUGGUUUAGAAUCAGACGAUUCUUCUGGUGACAUCGAUAACAAAAUUCACAGUCUACUAACAGUUCACGAUGAUAAUUUGAACAAUGCAAUCUUGACAUACUUGGAAUCUGGGUUUGAUACAGUUGAUUCAGCUAACGCAAAUAUACAAAAUGACAUAGGCUCCAGCUCAGCAGUUGACACGAGAGAGAUUGAAAACAUAAAUGGCCACGGUGUCGAUGACGAUUAUCAAGACGACGGAGGCAUUGGUGAACUAAUACACCGGUCCUCUUCAACAAGAACUAGAGGUGAGUAUGUUAAUCUACAAAGUCAAAUGUUUCUCAAUUCACUUAUGCCUCGAUUACCUAAGGCACCUCAAAUAUCCACGCGUUGGCAAUUAGAUGUGGGCAUUUAUAGUUCGCUCAUUCAUGAGCGUGAAGAGAAGCGUAAACAAGAAUUGUCCGGAGAGAAGGAACUGGAAGAUGAUACAGUGACUGAGCAAAGUCGUGAUGUAGAAAGCGACACUUCAAGCAUUAGACUGAAUACUACUCGCAGCAACAACUCAAUUUUGAACACUUUGUGGUUGAUCUUGUUAAUUAUACCUAGAAACUUUAUUCUGAUGGUAAUCAAUUCUAUAAAGUUCUUUUUCGGUUUUGGAUGGAGUAGUAGUGAUGGAAAUGACAACAAUUUCAAACUUAAUAAACCGUUUGAUUUUGAAAACUUUCAUCCUGACUAUUCAUACUUGUCUACGUUGAAAGAGGAGGUGUCAGAUGAAUCUAAUCCGCUUGACUUGUAUAAAAUAGCCGAAUCAGGAUUCAAUGAGCUACAUUCACAUUGUCAAAAGGAAUACGAGUGGUUAUUGGUUGUUUUAACUAAUGAUUCACCAGAAACCACCAAUUUUAUCAACAAGUUACUCAAAAAUUCCCUCUUCAAGAAAUCGUUCAACCAAACUGAUGGCAAUUUCAAGUCAACCAAAUUGUACUUUGCCAAUGUCGAUCAUUCACCAGAAGCUUGGGAAAUUGGUCAAACUUAUAAGAUCAAGAAAACACCAUAUAUAAUGCUUGUUGCUAAUGUAUCACCCAGUCCUGAUAUUAUGGCAUCAAUGUCAAUUGUUUACAAAUCCAAUUUAUCCAAACCAUUCAUUACCGAUGAUGAAGUAACCGUAACUGUGUUGAAAGUUGCUAAAUACUUGGCCAAAAAUAUCGACAAGUAUAAUCCGCAAUUAGUGGCUGCUAGAUACGAUAAACAAGAAACUGAUUUUAGUCGAUUGAUUAGACAACAACAAGACGACGCAUAUACACAAUCGUUAUUGAAAGACAAGAUGAAGAAACAAAAACGAGAUGAAGAAUUGCGAUUGAAACAAGAGGCAGAAAACUUGAUCAAAUUAAGACGUUGGUUUCUUUUUAAUUUAAUCAAGGAUAGCCAUAUUGCUAGUUUAACUAGUCCCAAUGAUGCUUUACGUGUGGCAGUUAAACUACCUAGUGGUAAAAGGUUUAUUGAGCAAUUUAACAAGUCAAUUACAAUACUGCAAUUUUUCAUCUACAUCGAACUCAAGUUAUUCAUCGAAGAAAUGACUCUGGCAUUGAAUCAUGCUAAUGAGAAUUGGUUACAAGAUGAAGCAACUAUUGAUGAGUUGAUUGAUGAAUUAGAUCUGGAUUUAUCUCAAGAGUACAAGAGUAAAUUCGAUGAUGUACAUCAUUAUUAUCUUGAAAAUCCAUUCAAGUUUGAAGUUGUACAACCAUAUCCUAAAAAGGUCAUUGCUUGUGAUUCAGAAUUGACGAUUGGAGAAGUGCCUGAAUUCAAAGGUGCCAAUUUCUUGGUGGAAUAUAUAGUUGAGGAAGAAGAUGAGGAAGAAGAGGAAGAAAAUGUUGUUGAUGAGAAGGAAGAUUAA